CUCAGUCGGCCAGGCAUGCUGGCACGUUGAUGUCAUUCGAAAAAAUAAACGUCAAAAAAUGAAGACCCUUCUGAGGCAAGAUUACACCCUGCAUCGGGACACCGGCAAAAGGGACCUCAGACGGGCCGCUGUGUGUUCUUACAUUUUCCUUCUGAUACUCAUCGUUUCCUUGUUCGUUUUCCUCCUGCUGGUGAUAGGUCGCGUGAAAAGGUUGGAAAGUGAAGUUGAAGAACUGAGCAAAGUGGUGGAUGCUGUCAGAGUACUGGAUGCAGACGUGAUCAACGCUAUCAUCGGAUUCGAAGAAGACGAGUUCGAAAACGACGACUCAGAGACGGAUCAGCCUCAUGAAGACCUCGCCGAAAACCUAAGCGACUACAUGGACAAUUACUAUGCGAAUUCGAACGAUUCCGAAGAGACACCCCGAGACACCCGGGAAUACGAAUCUCCCUUCAACUUGACCAAAAUAAUGAGAGAAUCGAGAGCCAAAAGGAACAUCGUUGCCGCCACACAGGACGGAGUCAUCAUCAACUCCGAGUCGUACGCCCAAAAAAAAGCAAGCAACGCCACAAGGAGGUAUACGCUGAAAGGCCAUUCGGUAACUGCCUAUCCUGGAAAAUCAUCAUCCAUAGGAUCUCCAUGGCCAAUUUACCCACACAGCUACCACACCACUCCGAAAUAUGGGAAUUCUGGAAGGCACAGUACAAAGGCACCACCUCUAGUGUAUUCUAGGCCAUCCCGAGUUAUGCACCACGAAAAACCGAAAAAACGUCCCCGAGUUGUCAAAAAAAUAUCCUGGAAGUCUGGCAAUACGUAUUCAGACAUGAAUGAUGAUACGACUACUUAUGCUCCAGGCUUCACUAUAGUCCGCGACGGAAGACGAUAUAGACAAAGAAACUCGAACCUAGAGAUCCUGGAUGAAGGACACCCACGCACGGGCAGGAUCAAGCCACUACCCUCCGUGCACUACAAUGGGGACACCACGAAAUACGUAGUUGGGGAGCACACGAAUUAUUUGGGAAACGGCCAUCUGAGGCAUCACCAAGCGACAUUCGUAGACUGGAAAGCCAGUAACUGGGUGGAUUCUUUGGGCAUGGAUAGCCAUUUCAGCCUUGACCAAGGAUUCGUCACCAUUCAAGAGUCCGGACUAUACUUCGUUUAUUCUCAGAUAUACUACCUCGACGAGCACGACACCACAGGAUACAGGGUGUUCAAGAACGACCAAAUGAUCCUCCAGUGCACCCUGACGAUACACUCUGUGGAGAGGAAGCUCAAAGGGAACACUUGCUUCACCGCUGGGGUGGAACACUUCUCCGAGGGAGACAGGCUCUCUUUGGCAGACAUAACGCCAGGCCGCCUGUCCCUCUUCGAAAAAGGGAAGUCCUUCUUCGGAUUGGUCAAGUUAGGCGACAUCAAGAUAAAAUAAGUGUUCGUUCAUAAUUCUUUUUUUACGUUCCGUUGUUACCAAUAUUGUUCAUGAGGUUACGAAAAUUGGUUGAGAGUAUAUAUUGUAUUAGUAUUUUGUGUUAUGUGCUCUUACUAUUUUCCGAUGUGCGUAACCUAAUAUAAUUAGUUUUUAGUAAUUGUAGAUAUGAAUGAAUACGUUUGUUCUGUUAUUUAUUGAAUUCGAGAAUUUGUAUUGAGCUUUUUCUUAAAUAAAAUUCGAAUAAUAUGUA
Messenger RNA from Phaedon cochleariae (mustard beetle), 1673 nucleotides. The record is from the annotation of a GenBank genome assembly. NCBI's taxonomy places the organism in Eukaryota, Metazoa, Arthropoda, Insecta, Coleoptera, Chrysomelidae.